Molecule: messenger RNA, 2706 nt
Organism: Cyanidioschyzon merolae strain 10D
Lineage: Eukaryota; Rhodophyta; Bangiophyceae; Cyanidiales; Cyanidiaceae
Product: similar to mitochondrial distribution and morphology mutant Mdm38
Exons: 1
Coding region: 1-2706 (901 amino acids)
Biological process (GO): intracellular monoatomic cation homeostasis
Cellular component (GO): mitochondrial inner membrane
Molecular function (GO): ribosome binding; calcium ion binding
Source: RefSeq, a predicted model, not a curated record
AUGGUGAAUAUAGUUUGUAGGAGGGGUUUGCUGGGGCAACUUGCUCGGUCUGGAGCAGCACUUUUGCACACGGUAGACGUGGGGGCCGGAUCGUCACGGCGCGUUGCUGUUCGCACUGUGGUUGAUUGGAGUCCAGCUGUACAGCAGGCGCGUCUGCCGUUGGAAGCAAACGCUCAGAGCUCGGUACAAGUUGCAGAUGAGCGCCAUUUGAGGCUUUUCGACACGUGCCGAAGAACUUGCGAGCGGUGGAGCUCCAGUCAAAGCGGCACGAGCGUCACUGGUAACGACUUGGCCGGCGUCUCGCUUCGAGUGUUUCCACGAAGGCAUCGUGCUGCCAGCACGGCGACGCGCAAGUGUGCCGUGGUAGACGCUGCCGGCCUCAGAGCGCUGCUGCAGGCGAAACCUAAGCCGCCACUGCUCACCCUGGACUGGACGGAGCGGGUAGCGCGAGGGAGGUCGACGUCAACGCUCGCAGAGCGCUGGCGUUGCAGCUGGCGGGCGCGACCUCGCAUUGAAAAGGCACCCCAGCGAUGUCAAAGCACGUCGCCAUCACCAUCCUCGUCUUCGUCCUCGUCCUCGUCCUCGUCCUCGUCGUCGUCAUCGUCGUCGUCGUCUGCUGCAGGCACAACCGGGGGUUCGUCGCGUCUCUUUACCAAUCGAUUACGAGGGCGCUCACAAUACCUAGGAGAGCGACUUCACAGAGCAUUGCAUAGGGUACGCUCUUGGUUAGCACAGCUUCCAGCACGCACGCUGAAGACCAUCGAGUCGUUCGCAAAGCGGCUCUGGAGAGAGGUCGUGGCCUGCAUUCGCCAGCCAUCACGCCUUGUCAUGCAUUAUCGUCACGCAAAGCAGACGAUAACCGACUUUAUUCAUCAUUUCUGGACUGGUACCAAGCUGCUUGCGGCAGAUGCUCGCUUGUCCUGGCGCAUCAUCAAACGCUUGGCGCAAGGCAAACAGCUCACUCGUCGAGAGCGCAACAUUCUGAUCGGGACCGGCAGUGAUCUAGCGCGUUUGGUUCCAUUUUCUUUCUUUAUUAUUGUUCCUUUUAUGGAGUUUGCCCUGCCGUUGGCGUUGAAACUCUUCCCAAAUAUGAUUCCCUCUCAUUUUCAAGACAAGAAAAAGAAGGAAGAGGAUAUGAAACGCCAGCUCAAGGCGCGUAUUGAACUCGCCAAGUACUUGCAAGAUGUCGUAGAGGCACAGGCGCUGAUGAUUCGUAACCAAGCUUCAGCCGGUGAUGAUGUUCGCAAACUGGCGAGUGAGCUUUCCGAGUUUCUGCAGAAGCUCCGCGAAGGUCAUCCAGUGGAUAAGUGGGAUGUGCUGCGCUUCGCACGGCUUUUCAAGGAUGAGAUCACGCUUGAGAACGCCACUCGGGAACAGCUCGUGGCCAUGUGUCGAUACAUGGGCAUUGCUCCGCACGGCAGUGACAGCUUUCUGCGCUAUCGUUUACGGGCCAAGCUCGCGUCCAUCAAGAACGACGACAUGCUCAUUGCGUGGGAAGGCGGAGUCAAGAGCCUCACCGAUGACGAGGUCACACAGGCGUGCCGCGAUCGCGGUAUCCGAACCGAGGGCCUGCCCAUUGAGCACCAGCGACAAAUGCUUGCCGAAUGGAUUGAAAUGUCGCAGAAUCGCGAGAUCCCCGGAUCGCUCAUGAUCCUAUCACGCGCAUUCUUCUACACCAUGGAUCCCGACAAGGCACUGGAGGCGACGCUCACUUCGCUACCGCAUGAACUCGUGCAAGGCAUGCAGUCCUCGGCUGAGGCGGCGGAUGACGCCAUCGAAGGUGUUGGUACAUCUGAAACUGGAGCCGAACACCGGAGUGAAUCGGAGCGGCGUCUAGCUGAGGUACGACGCCACGAACGCCUCAUGGAGCUUGAGGAGCAAAACGCUGCGGAGCAGGCAGCAGCAGCAGCAGCAGCAGCUGCUGCUGCUUCAGCGAAGCCAACAACGGAUCACGAGUCCGAGGCGGCUGCGGUGACGUUGCCAGCUAGCGCCGCUCCCGAGGCAGCUGCGAUCGAACGCAUACGCGAAGCAGAGCUUGUGCCGCCAAGUCCACGUGAAAGCAGCGUUGCUGCCGCGUCUGCAGUCGAAACCGAGGCUGUCAAGGCUGGCACCGGGCCCGCCACCUCCUCGGACAAGCUUCUGGACCGGCACCUGGCCGAGCUCAAUGUUGCUGAUCGGAAAGAGGCGGUGGCAAUGAUCAGCACUGCAUUGGAAGAAAUGCUGCAUCCGAUCGUAUCAAAAGAGCGGCAGGAAAUAGAACAGUUGAAAAUGGAGCUCGCCCAAGCUGUUGCGAACAGCGCCGGACCCAAUGCCGCUACGACAGCUGAAAUAGAACGCUUGAAGCGCUUCAUCGCGCGCCUGGAGGAGGAAUGCACGCUCGUAGAGCAAAAGGUGGGCGACGCGCUCAAGCUUCUCGACCGGGAUAACGACGGCUUCAUCUCCGUGAAGGAGAUCGCCGAUGCGAUUGCUGAGCUGCGCUAUGGUCAACCGCUCACUGCGGGCCGAAGUGCAGCGGGCAUUCGACCGCCAGGCCUAGAGAGCCGAGUCGACCCCGACUCUGUCGCUGCCGAAGUGCUCCGCCGGCUUGACCUGGACGCCGAUGGUAUCAUUCAGCCGGACGAUAUUCGCCGACUGGCAGCUCAGGUUGCUGCGGAGCGACUUGGUCAUAGACAAGCUGCUUCAGCAGCUGCAUCGAAGAGCGAAUGA